This is a messenger RNA of Rhizophagus irregularis DAOM 181602=DAOM 197198, 2628 nucleotides long. Lineage: Eukaryota; Fungi; Glomeromycota; Glomeromycetes; Glomerales; Glomeraceae. The record is from RefSeq and is a predicted model, not a curated record.
AUGCCAUUGGAUAAAGAAUUGCUCGCUCCCCGAAGAUCGAUUCGAAUUAAGUACUGGCGUCAAGUUUUUGAUGGAAAUGAAAAUAUUUUAGCUUUCAAGGGGUAUGAAAACACUGCUAUAUCUGUAUCUCAACGAGAUAAUGAUUACAUUGUUAGAUCUUGGGAAUCACAUUCAGGAUUCAUGUUAUGGGAAAACAGAAUAAAAAAUGUUGGGCUAUAUAAAAAUUCCAAUCCAAUUAUUGAAAAUGAUGCACCAAAAGUUGAAGUUAUUUUUGCUACGAAUAAUCCUGAUGUAUUAAUAUUAUUAGAAGGAAUUACUGUUAUAAAUUUAAAUGUCAUAGAUGGUAAACAAAUAUGGAGAUCAGAUUUAGCAGAUAGUUCGACUAUUCUUUAUAAACUUGUCGAGUUUAAUGGAAAAGUUUACGGUGUUGGUCUCAAAAAAUCUUUCAGUUCUUAUACUAUUGAAGUUGUUACCUAUGAUAUUUCGAGUGGAAUACUUAAAACCCAAUUACUUAAUUCUAAAGUUGGUAAUAUUAAAGAUAUGACCGUCUUAGGAGGGGGCACACAGGAUGGAUUUAUAAUUUGGAGUGAGGGUGGAUUUAUACGAGUUAAUCGGUUGGGCACAACUUUUUCUGAACAAACUUCUUUAGAGGAACUUUAUGAAAAUGUAAUUCCAUCAUUUGGUGAUGCUAAUGGAAACCUUGAGCUUCUUGAUCUUAAUAUUGGAUCAAGAACCGAAUUUCUUGUUCAAGUACCUACGAAGAAAGGUAAUACGGCUGCUGCAUUCAAGGUUGAUCAUGUAAGUGGCCGAUUGGUCGCUCUUUACGACUUUGAAGAAAGAUCGGAAAAUUCGAUAUAUUCAGCCACUUUUGAUAAGAACGAACGGAUUAUAAUUUCCAGAAGUAGAGUGGUUGCUGAGAAUGUUUCAGAAGUAGAAAUUAUUGCGCCCAGUACAGGAACAAUUCUAGGGAAUUAUAAAAUUCCUUAUUCAUUGAAUUCAUAUGGUAACUUGGUGAAGUCUGUGCUUGACGUUGAUUCUAAAGCUAUGGGAUAUCGCAUGCUUGUGAUUUCUGCUGAUGGUUCCAUGCAUUUCUGGAAAGAUCAUGACGUGGUAUGGAAGAGUGAAGAAUCUCUUGCUCAUACUAUUGAAGCAGAAUUUCUAGAUUUACCGGAAAGAAAGUUAUGGACUCAAGAAUCUGAUGAACUUGCCGAACAACCUGAAGAAACAGAGACAAUUUCACCUCUCAUUCGCUAUUUACGACGAGUAAAAACUCAUAUUGAACAACUCAAGGAUUUUCCUGCUUAUUUAACCGCUUAUAUCCAACGACUUAUAACUGGUGAUUACGAAGCAGAGUUUAAAUCAACUAAUAAAAGCAAAGUUAGUCUUCAUAGGGAUACUUUCGGGUUUCGAAAGCUUUUGAUUUUCGUGACUCGAACAAAAUUAGUAGCUUUAGAUACAAUUAACAAAGGACAAAUAAUUUGGUCUCGAUUUUUUGGAAAUGAUGUAUCUGAGUUUAGUAAUAUCUUUAUAGGAAAGUCCGUUACGCGUCUUUUCCGAUUGAACGGUCUCACUGGAGAAAAUUUUAUUCCCGCAGAAAAUGAAAAUUCUUUUCCUCCGGAAUUAUCAAUUCCAAUUACGACUAAACACGAUAUUGGAGAAAAAUCUUUGAAAGGAUGUAAAGUUGUCAAAAAUAAUGUACAACCAUUUGAUAUUAUCGAGAUUUGGACUCUUAAUUUUCCUGAAGGUGAAAGUAUUGCAGCGAUUGCGCAUAGACCUCCAAUUGAAAAAAUUGCAUCUCUUGGCCGUGUUCUCGGUGAUCGUUCAGUAUUAUAUAAAUAUCUUAAUCCACAUCUUGUUGCGAUUGCCACAUUAUCAACAUCAACUUCUACAGAUUUGAAUAUAUAUCUUGUCGAUGUAGUUAAAGGAUCAAUAUUACAUCAUGCUAUUCAUGAGAAUGUUGGAUCUUCACAUCCUGUACGAAUUGCACAAAUCGAAAAUUCAGUUGUAUAUCAUUUUUGGAGUGAAAAUAAUAAUGAAAAAGGUUAUGUAAUAGUUGUUUAUGAAUUAUAUGAAAGUGAAAACAAAGAUCAAAGAUUUGAAAGUUCAGUAUUUUCUUCAUUUGCACAUGAUCGUCCGUAUGUUAGUGCUCAAGCAUAUAUGUUCCCAUAUGGUGUAAACGCAAUCGGAGUUACUACCACAAAGCAUGGAAUUGCAACAAGAGAAUUUCUAUUUGCCUUGGAUACAGAUCAAGUAUUUGGUGUAUCUAAAAGAUUUCUUGAUCCACGUCGACCUCAGCAUGUGUUAACUAACGAGGAUAAAGAAGAAAUGCUUAUUCCUUACGAUCCGGCUAUUCCAGAUAAUAAAAAAUGGGUUUUAAGUUAUCACCUAUCGGUUGCUGGUAUUAGACAUAUAAUAACAUCACCAGCAUUGCUCGAAUCAACUUCUUUAGUGCUAGCAUAUGGAUUAGACUUAUGGUUUACAAGAGAAGCACCAUCAAAAACAUUUGAUGUAUUAAGUGAAGAUUUUAGUAAAGGAACUUUAUUAGCAACUAUUUUAGGAUUAAUUUUGAGUAUUCUUAUUACAAAACCAAUGGUAAGAAGAAAGAAAUUAAAUGCAAGAUGGUACUAA